CGCUCCUUGUGACGAACUUCGACUUGACCUUUCGCCUCUCUUCUCUCCUCCCUCUGAUAUCAGCCCUGGGGUGUCAAUUCUAUCAGCAGCGCCGAGCCAAAAUUCUCGGAUGGCUAUCGCAGCUUCAGCCAGCGGCUCAGGCCCAGCUGGAUAUGCUUUUGUCUGUUGUCGGUACGUUGCAUGGUAACUCUCCUGCACGCACGGACAUACAGAACAAAGACAUGAACGGUACUGUCAUCAACAUGCAUGGCUUUGUGAGGCGGGCCAUGAUGCUGCUAUGUCACGUCACAGACAAAGGGCACAGCCGAAGGCGGUUUGACCAUCCGUCAAAGAUGGCCAUUGUGCGUCACAUGAAUGGUCCAGAGGCCCUCUCUGAAUCGUAUAAAGGCCUUUGCAAAGAAGGCGCUGUGCAUAGUUCCGAUUCCUCCCUUUCCACAUUGACUUGCUCCUUGCCACCACCGGAACCGCUACGAUGCGUCUUCGCUCCCACACCCGCGCUCAGGCGGCUCAGCAGCAGCAACAGCAGCACGCAACACAUGCUGCAAGCAACAAUGCCACCCAGACCGCCGUCGCGCCACAGCAGAAUGCCACCGCCACAGCUGGUACUAGGAGGGCAGGCACCUCCACCCGGCGUCCUCUUCGUCGGACUGGCAGUCUGGUGGUGACCGACAGCAACGGUCAGCCCCUCGCACGCUGUGAUGUGCAAGUCGGCGAAGAUGGCGUGCAUACUCUAGAUCGGCAGGGCAGCAUCACAUUCACCAGCGCCGCAAACUUGGCGCGCGAUAGUCAACGGAGUAACGACCAAGUGGCGAACAGCCAGUCGCAGCAAGCUGCCCCUUCGCAAGGCUCUUCCAACCCAAAGCCACUCGAGCGCUAUACCACUCCCGCACCCCGCCCGGUGCCCGACCAAGAGGACCCUCUCCGCGCGCCCCACCGCCCAACGACGCGCCCAGACCUCCGCAACCACCGCGUCUUCUUCGUGACCGACGAUGAAGACCCCGAGCUCGCCGAGAUCCCGAUCCCGCAGCACCAGCGCCCGCCCCAGCUCACGCAGACGGAGCUCCUGCGAGAGACCCACGCCGACGCGAUGCGCAACCAGCUCCGGCAGCUCAUGCUUCUCACCGACGAAGACCUCCUCGCGCUCCGGGAGACGGACGUCCUGCACGAGCUGUGGAAGUUCCAGCGCGAGCGUCUCGGUGAGAAAACGCGCAAGGGGCUCGGGCCCGAGGGCACGAUCCUCGUUGACGAAAAUGGCCAGGCGCUGAACCCGGAGCUCGAGCGGCAGGCGGAAGCCGCGGCUUACCCGCCCUUCUCGUUUGCCGCGUCUGAUGGACAGUCAUCGCAGGGCCUUCAGCCGACCGCCACGCCAUGCCCAAAUGCGCAGGCGCUGCGCUCGCCGUACCACCACAACCGUCCAGUCAACCCUAACUAUCACCGUCGGGCGAGCACUCACCGCCACCCGCGUCUCCCAGGCCCGACCAUUCUCUCGACGCCUGCCCGGCGCAUGGUGCAGACUCCCCACCGCCCCAAGAAACCUGCGCACGGUACUCCUGCCGGAUCCGCUCCUGGGUCCCCUACGCCGGCUCGCAAUGGCCCGGGGACGGGGAAGACGCCCGCGCGCCUCACCCGCCUCCUGCACCAGCCGUCCACCUCUGGCGACUGGGGCAGCCCCAGCGCGCAGGCCGCCCUGGUCAGGGACGCUAACGGGGCUGGCCCCAGCAGCGCGCCCGUGCACUUCCAGCAGCACCAGCCCGCGAUCCCUGUCGGUCACUCUGCCGGCCGGGGCGGACUCCUUCGCCGGGAGAUGGCUCUAGAGAACAUUCCUGAGGAUAGACCCCUCGCGGAGCGCUCCUUGAGCCCUUUGACGCCGAUGAGCAGCGAAGAGAUCCCCACGGAGUUGGAGGAGGAUGAGGACAGUACCCCUCAGCCGAGUGGCAAGGGGAAGCGACGGGUGUGAAUGCUCUUGAGUCUUGUGAAUUGCUCAGCGUAGAUUGUUUUCACGACGUCCAUUGUAUUGUUCUCUCAACCUACACAUCCCUUUUAUGAACCCGUAGAGCGAAGUUAUGCGAAACCAGGUUGCGAUUACUUACUUAUCUUAGUAGACAUCCUAAUCCAAUCCUAUGUAUCCAUGAACAGUAUCUGAGAGCCAAG
Schizophyllum commune H4-8 is the source of this 2151-nucleotide messenger RNA. RefSeq lists its product as uncharacterized. Bases 473 to 1957 code for a protein of 494 amino acids. The transcript has a single exon. The record is from RefSeq and is a predicted model, not a curated record. Lineage: Eukaryota; Fungi; Basidiomycota; Agaricomycetes; Agaricales; Schizophyllaceae.